CUCCCAAAGCUGGAAAGACCAUGAAUUGUUUGAUCCUGAACAUCUUGUGAGACGACAUGGCAAAGAAAGGUCAACCACACACAGCACAAUGGCUGAGAAAAGGAGAGAGAAAACCCUAUGUGGAGCAUGAACCCGUGAACCAUGAGAUCGUGACCUGAGCUGAAAUCAAGAGUUGGACAUGUAACCAACUGAACCACCCAGACACCCCAAGAAUUUUUUCACCAGAUAUAUGAUUGUAGGCUCCAUGCCCAACAUGGGACUUGAACUCAUGGCCCUGAGAUCAAGAGCCGCAUGCUCUACUGACUAAGCCAGCCAGCUGCCCUUAGUAUGCAAUUUUAAUUCAUUGUUGAUUACUUUUAGUAUUUUUGUAAAAAGAUUUUGUUAAAAGUAAUCUCUGCACCCAAUGUGGAGCGUGAACCUAUGAUCUCAAGAUCAAGAGUCACAUGCUCCACCGACUGAGAAGGCCAGGCAUCCCUACUUUUAGUAUUUUUUAAAGUUAUUUUCUUGGCAUUUGCUUUUGGGAUUAUAAUGUGCAUCUUAAAAAAAAACUUUGCUUCAGCUCAGUACUAAUUUAAUCCUGGUAAAAUAAUGAAAAUUUGCUUUAAUGUAGUUCUAUUCUCCAUCCCCUCCUUCAUGCUUUUAUUCUUGUAAACCCAACAAUAUAGUGUUAUAAUUGUUAUUUUACAUAAUCUUAUAUUUUUAAAUCUGUUAAGAGAAAAAAUGCAUGUAUGGUUUUGAUAAUUCCUUAUGUAAGUAACUGUAUAGAAAUUUUUCACUGCUUUCUGUUGGUUUGAAUUACCAUCCAGUGCCAUUCCCCUAUAGGCUGAAGGAUAGUAUGUCUUGUAAUAGACAGACUCUCCUGCCUCUGGGAAAUCACUUUCACUGACAACGAUCCUGGGUGUCUUCACCCAUUGCUCCAAACUGGGUGAGCCAGUUUGGCAAUAGAGAAGGCAAUAGAGAAGCUGCUGGUCCUCAUGGACUUCCCUCCCUCGUAGAGCCCCAUGUUGAUGGCAUAGGUGGAGUCAGCCCCAUAGUAGAACUCCAUAGAGCUUCACAAAGUCCAGCAAGUACUCAAGCAUAAACGCACCUUGGAUUGUUGUAUGCAUUUGGUCAGUUUCCAGGGUGUUGAAAUGGUUGUUUUAGGGCAGUUCCAUCCCAUAUUUCCAGUUGCUUCUAGGGAAGAGAAUUUGACAAUCUCUUCACUCAACUGUUACCAGAAAUCGUGCCUCAAUCACUAUCCUUCCCAACAUUUUUGCAAUUAAUUCCUUGAACCAAAUUCCCUCCAUUUACAACAAAUUUUUAAUAGAGAGAAAAAAAUAUUUUUGAGAGAGAGAGAGAGAGAGAGAGAGAGAGAGAGAGAGAGAGAGACAGAGCAUGAAUGGGGAUGGGGAGCAGAGAGAGAGGGAGACACAGAAUCUAGAACAGGUCCCAGGCUCCAGAGCUUCGAGACAGAGCCUGACGCAGGGCUCAAACUCACAAACUGUGAGAUCAUGACCUGAGCUGAGGUCGGACACUUAACCAAUUGAGCCACUCAGGCAACCCCAGAUUCCCUCCAUUUUAAAUACCUAGAGUCAUUUCUGUUUUCUUGACCAGACACAACUCAGACCCUGUAAUCUUUAGAAACUUACUGAAAGUCCGGGGAUGGCUAAUAAUCUGAAUAGGAAAUCAUUCUCAAAGAUUUGGCACCAUUCAUACACCCCAGUCUUCAGCUUCCUCACUAAUGAAGUGAAACUUUUCAUAACAAUUAAGUUGUUCCAUGGAAUAAGUGAGUUGAUGCGUGGAAAACAUCUGAAACACAGUACACACCUAAUAGGAAUUAAAGUCUAUUUUUCCUGUAGCUUAAGCCCCAUUCCUUUUAGUGUUCUCAAGAAACUGCCAGAAUAUUCCCUCAACAAACCCUUGUGAAAACCCACACGAGGGAACUAGAAAGAAGCCAAGUUAAUUGAACUGCUCAAUGAUUCAUCGUCUGCCUUUCAUUAGCCCUGGUGCCAGAUUUCAUUUUCAUUCCCCACAACAAAACUGCCUGAAGACUCAAAGUUGAAUCUUAUUUUUAUGACUGGAUUGAUUAGCACAGUUCACUUUUCCUCGUAGUUUAGUCUAGUUCUUAUUCUUUUGAAUAAGCAUGACUUUAAAUACUGCAGAAACAGCAGAUCUUCCAUAGCUCCAUGUAUAAAUUAUGAUGUUUGUCAGCAAUCCUGCCUGUGACGUCAGUAGCAGAGUCAGCUAACAGUUGCUGGGCGGUGCCACGGUCUUGAACUGUCGCGUGGAUGUAAAUAGAUUCCUGCUGCUGGUUAAAAACAAAAGACAAAAAACUGGAUUCCUUACAUCUAGAGUGAAUUCAGUGGUCUACUGUUUGCCUUAGAGAGUGGGAAGUAUCGUCUCAGAAAGGGGUCAAAUUAGGUGAACAUCAAGGCAGAGAAAUAUUUAUACAUGUCGGUCAGCGUGGGCUAAGACCACAUCAUACUUCUGUUCAGAGACUAGAAGAGAUGGAAUCUUUUCUCUCAGAAGACAUUGGCUCUAUGAUACAGAACAAGGCCAUUGAGAGAAUCAUCUCCCCAAUGACUGUUCAACUCUGCCAUCUGAUCAUUUCGAUGGAGAAGAAAGACAUGGAAAAUGAAGCAUUUGCCUGUUUGGAGAAGAUGGCGGAAGAAUUGGCCCAAGCUAGUGAAGACUUUGUGCAAGUUGCCAAAAGGCUGGCAGGAGACUCUGAGGAGGAGUGGCUCUGGGAGGAAAUGAGGCCUACUGCUGAGUCUCUGGUCCUGUCUGGGAGGAACAUCGUGCUGGUGGCUCAGAAGCUCCAUCUUCAGCCAGGAUGUCAAAGCCACCAGGAGGAGCUAGUGACUACAGCUCAGCAGAUCCUGGUGGACACCACAAAGGUCCUGCUCCUAGAAGACGCGGCGAUGGCGAGGAAGAUAGUGCGGGCGGCGGGUUGGUGCCUGACCUGCCUGGACGCGCUGGAGGACGCGGACGACGCGGCCUCGCUGCGCGGCCCCUUCGCCGACCUGGCUGCCGCGCUGCUACGCCUGGGCCGCCUGACUGCGCGCGGGCCCGGGGAGCGCCUGGACCACGCCGGCCGCCUGCUGCGGGGCUGUGUCCCCGCGCUGCUCGAGGCCGCCCGCGGCCACCUGCAGCGCCCUUGCGACCCGCAGCUGGCCGCUUCCCAGCGCCACACUUUGGCCCAGACCAGGAAGACCCUAGGCGAGCUGCUGGCGCAGCUGGAGCCCAGCGCCGCGGCCCCAGCGGCCAGCGCCCAGACCGGCGCGCUCACCUGGCGCCUGCGGCGGCUGCGCGAGCUUCUGUCGGCGCCCGGGCACGAGCGCAUGCGCGGCGGCCCUCUAGACGCCCUGUUGGCGGCCGUAGUGUGGCACUGCAUGCGUCUGGCCGCUUGCUCCGCACCGCCCGAGAGGCUGCGCCUGGUGGCCCGCUGCGGCCAGCUGCUGGAGCUGCGGAGCGCCGGGCGCCUGGGUCGGAUCGACAGGCAUCCGGGAGAAGGCCGGGCCUCCGGGAGCCUGGAACCCGGGCAGGAGUGUGCGGAGCUGCAGGCCGCCACUGAGGCCCUGUGCCAAGGAGUCCGCUCUGGGCUGCUGCACCAGAUCCUGGACACGUUCACUGAUACGCAAAGCCCUCUUCAACGACUGGUCCAGGCCGCCUUGGCCACUCGCCCAGUCAGCUCCCUGUGUGAUGGCCAGGCCUUGCCAAAGAAUCUCCAGCUUUUCCUUGCUGCUUUCCGUGACCAGGCCAAGCAGAUGCUCAGAGUGGCUCACUUGGUCUUGGUUUGCUGCCCUCGACAACAAACUGGCAAAGACAUGGAGGUCACCAUGGCAGGCCUUUGGGGGCUUGUGGUCAGAGUGCAGCAACUUUUCUCACAAAGUCCCCAAGGAUCUGGUCUGGACUGGAGCCCAGCUGCCUUGCAGGCCCUGCUUCAGGCAUGGACCAGGGCAUCGGAAGGCCUGUUGGCAUGUUUUGAUGAUGUUCUCAAUAUUCCUGAGUUUCUGAGUGUGUCCAUUCAAGAAAUGACCAAGCACUUGGACUUCUUUAGAUGGGCUUUGAGAAAGGGAGAUUCCAGAGACUUUCCCCGACUUGUGGCAUAUUUACAGGGUCGGGCCACUCACAUAGUGCAGGUGAUGAGCAGGUAUGUGGACCAAGAUCGAGAUCCCAUUUUCCGGAAUGGCCUGAGAGUCUUGAUCCAGCAGCUGGAGCAGUCUUCCCUGUUCCUGAGUGCAGCUGCUGAGUGCUGUUUGGGUGGGCACAGUGCUCAGGACACAGAAGUAUUUUUAACCAUGGCAAAACAUCUGAUUUGUUCAGCCCAGAGCAUCCAAGAAGGGCUGGAUGGGACUAACCACCCAGAUAUCCUCAGCCCACUUCGGGACCAAGUCCAAAGGUUUGACACUGCUAAGGAACAACCUUAUUUUAUUCGCCCCAGCCUCCAGGACUCCACAACUCCUGCACUGGAACACCAGGGAGAACCUGGGUUGGGGGAAAGCAAUUCAGGCAUCUCCUAUCCACUGAGGAACAAUCUUUCCCACCCUUUGAUUCCUGCCAUGCAUCUACAGAGUGGGGACCCUCCACUACCAGCCGUCAGCAAAUUCAUCGUUGCUGUAGGGAGCCAGAGCCACCAGGCAGUGACCACAGCUAGCACCAACCUGCAGGAACAAAACGCCACUGUGGAUGCAGCUCAAGAGGCCUUGGCUGGGGAGGGACCACUGGGGUCAGAGGGGAUGCCUGGACUCCAAGAAAUCCCAACACUAACACCUUCUAUUGUUGACCUAGGAACAGAGAUAGAACCUUGCACGACUGCUAGAACCGGCGGGCUUCCGGAAGUGGCUCUCCAGCUGUCUGGGAGACCCAGGGAAACCGGGCAGGGCUUGGUAGCCAGGGCUGGUGACUGGUACCCUCUGUGUCAACAGCUCUUUUGUCACAACCCAGCAGGUGAUCUUCUAGGGAACAUGGCAGUGUUCAUGGAGCUGCAGCAGAAUUUGGCCUCAAUGGUUCAACUAGCAGCCAAAAGUGAGCCUGUGGAUUGGGGUAAGAAGGACCCUGACUCAGCUGGACGUCCAGAAGCACUUUUACAAAUGCAAGGCAGAUUGGAGGAAGUGCAGACCCAUGCUAAACAGCUGUUGGACAAGGUUCUGGCUUUCGAUAGCCUCCAAGCCCCUACGUCAUGGGACGAAAGCUUUGAGGAUGGGUGCCUUCGAUGGUCAGUGGCUGUCCAAGACCUGCUCCAGUGCAUGGAGAGACUCAGCAGGAGACAAGGCCUGUUCUUACUGCCCCUGCGGCGGGCCGUGAAGGACCAGCAGGGACUGCAGGAAGAGUUGGCCCAGGCAGCAGCUGUUUCUCAGAGGCUACUAGAGGCUGCCAGGCUGUCUGGCCUCCUGUGUGGGGACGCGCAGAUAAAAUGUGAGGUCUCAUUUUUGUGCAGGGAAAUCCAUGUGCUCACAGAUGCUCUGCUGGAUGUGGCACAGAUCCUGGCCUCCUCCCCCAAACCAUCUCCCAGUCUGUCCACACGCUUUGAACUCCUCUGCUUGGAGUUCUCCUUUCAAGCCAAGGCCCUCACUGGCCACCUCAGCAUCAUCAAUGCAGACUAUGAACAUGUCUUCCAAGAUGCCUUCUAUCCAAGGCUCUCUGUCUAUAAAGAACCUCAGGCCAGGCCAGAAAGCUCCCUGGAAAGAAUGGUGUCUGGUAUCCAAGCUGCACAGGGAAUUGUGGCAGGAAGUCAAGAGUCUGGGCCCUGCCAGGAGGACCUUCUUAGGGCUCUGGAGAGCAUUUUUGUCCUCACCCAGGAGGUGGCCCAGAGGGUCCCAGUGCUCCAAGAACACUCAGAGGAGUGGAGAAUGCACACCCUGGACUGGCUUCAGUGGGAGUGGGCAGCCAAAGCCCAUCAUGCCAUGGCCCAGCUCCAGGCCUGGAAAGGUGGUCACACCAAGGCCUGGGCACUCUUGGCCCAGUGCCUGAAGCCCAGUGAUGAGACGGCAGUGAUGAAGCCCAGGGAUGAACAGGCCUCUGCCCAGCCCCAGCUCCACUGUGAGGAGGGUGCCUCAGGAGCUGUUGCAGUGGGCAGUGUGGAUUCUCGGGGUGCUGCCCCAAAAGACACCCCAGGGAACUCAGGGGGGGCCUGCACUGUGGACCCAGACGUCACUGGGACAAUUGCAGCAGACCUGGACACGGAGCAGCCGCACAGCCCAGCACCUGGCUCCACAGGCCCACUGGCCUGGCUGGGCCCUGAGCCGGACCAGCUGCUCCCGGAGGAUGGCGGCGUGGAAGGGGGGAGCAGGAUCAUCCAGAUUACCCGUGAGAUGGCUACAGAGGUGCUCCUGAUGGCUCAGAGUCUGAGGAGGAGAGGACCCGUCUUGACCAAAGAUCAGCUCAUUACCUCUGCUAGGAAAAUCGCGACUUCUGGACAAAAGUUCGCCAGACUUAUCUGCAUCAUCGCCAAGAACUGCAUAGAUCAAAGAUGUUCCCAGGAGCUCUUGUGUGUGGUAGACCAGAUUCAAACAAUGAGCAACCAGCUUCGCAUCAUCUCCAGUGUAAAGGCCUCUCUGGCAAGAAGCAGGUCCUCUGAAGAGGUCCUGCUGGAAAAUGCUCAACAGCUCCUCCGGGCCGUGUCCAAGACCGUGAGGACCACAGAAGCUGCAAGUCUGCGGGGCUUGAGACAGCCUUCCUCAGAUCCAGAAGAACUGGAAGUUGCUGCCUUCUGUGUGCAGUGGAGAAGAAAACUGCUAAGGCACAGACUCCGAGAAACUUCAAACCUGGACUAUGAUGAGCUGGGCCUGCGAAAAACAAGCACAGAAGGGCCCCCAACAUUAGCAGCCCUGGUUCCAGAAGCAUUCUAAAGACUGAGAAAUA
Molecule: messenger RNA, 6843 nt
Organism: Herpailurus yagouaroundi (jaguarundi)
Lineage: Eukaryota; Metazoa; Chordata; Mammalia; Carnivora; Felidae
Exons: 11
Coding region: 2487-6830 (1447 amino acids)
Biological process (GO): cell-cell adhesion; cell migration
Cellular component (GO): adherens junction; catenin complex
Molecular function (GO): actin filament binding; beta-catenin binding
Source: RefSeq, a predicted model, not a curated record